AUGUCUUCUGAGUCAGACAGCAUCUCUGUCAAUUUCAGAGCUGAAAGUUCCCCGGUGCGCCCUACUACACAUGAAGUUUUGGUGAACGGAUUAGAUACCCCCUCGCCCAAGAAGUUAUUGCCAAGCAAGUCUUCAAAAAAUAAGAACGCCACACAGAAGAAACAGAAGACGGCAGACAAAAUGACCAAAGUCACGACCGUUGAAAAAGAUGAAGAUGAUUCUGAUGUCGAUAAUCCCGGUCGUGAGAAUGAAGUCAGCUCAUCAGAAGCCGGCACUACCCAUGGAAAGACUCUUUCUAAGGCAAAGACUGUCACCAAGAACGAGGAUGGUGGCGAAGAAGAAGAAGAUGCUGAGGAAAUCGUUACGAAGAAACCCGCAGCUGCCCCCAAGUCCAAGUCUUCUAGCACCCACAAGCUAGACAUCAAGAUCAAGGAAAAAGCCAAACCAUCGGAUGAAGUAACUCCAAAUGUCUCCGAUGCUGACACCAAAAAGGCUGCAACAACUACCCAGUCCAAAAAGAGACGUGCGGCUACUUCCACGAACGGUGGAGCUCGCAAGAAAGCCAAGUUACCAGCAAAUGCUUACAAUCCUGAUUGUUAUUCCCAGUUGAACAGGGAAGACAAGUUAUUGUUUGAUCUCAAAACCAAAAACCCAGAGGCUCCAUGGAAAGAACUCAUUGUUCAGUUUAACCUGGAAAUACAGGGUAAACCUGAACUCAAAGCUGAUGCGCUUAGAAUGAGAUGGCCCAGAGUCAAGGCUGCAGCGACCGAGAUUGAACAUGGUGAUAUCCAAAAGAUGUGCAUCUCCAAGCAAGAUAUGGAAGAUCAACUCGAGAAUACGAGAGAUGAGCUGUUGGCAAAAUUUGAAAGAGAGAGAGAAGCUGUGUUGCGAAAAUUUAAGACAGAAAUGUGGACUGAAAUUGCUAAAAACGUUGGCCAAAAUGGUGGCAACGAAUAUGAACCAGCUAUUCUGCAAAGAAAGUACGAACUCUAUAAGCGCCAGGGUCGUAUCGAUGACAACGAUAAAUACUUGGCAUGGACUGAGGAGGAUGAGAAUGGCGUGAAAGCAGAAGCGCAGGAUGACGAGGAAGAAGACGUCGAUGAAGAAGAAGACAAAGACGACGAUGAGCACGAAAAUGAUGACGAAGAAGAAGCCGGCGCCCAAGAGGAUGCAAAUGGUAAAGAUGAGAUCGAAGUCGACAUCAAAGGAGAAGAUACCAAUAUGUCUGAAGCCGAAGCUUGA
Messenger RNA from Botrytis sinoallii, 1242 nucleotides. RefSeq lists its product as uncharacterized. Lineage: Eukaryota; Fungi; Ascomycota; Leotiomycetes; Helotiales; Sclerotiniaceae. The record is from RefSeq and is a predicted model, not a curated record. The transcript is spliced from 3 exons. Bases 1 to 1242 code for a protein of 413 amino acids.